Punica granatum (pomegranate) is the source of this 2495-nucleotide messenger RNA. The record is from RefSeq and is a predicted model, not a curated record. Lineage: Eukaryota; Viridiplantae; Streptophyta; Magnoliopsida; Myrtales; Lythraceae.
AAGGAAAGGAAAAAAAGAAAAGAAAAAGACAUUUGUUUUUGAGGAAGAAGAAAGAAAGAACAACAGAUGCAGCGGUUGGGAGGAUUAGAAUAAUGGUUUGUUCUUUCGUGGAAAUUAAUGAGGAACACCCGAGAGAAAGAGGGUGACUGAUGCUAUCGCUUGCCUCUGUUUAUUUCAAUCUCUUUCCUUACUGGGUCUAAGUGUUGGCCUUUUUUUUUUUCUUUUCCCUUUUGGAUUCUGCCGGGGAUUUAUGUGAAGAUUAAAGAGGACGCAAAGCUCCGUUACCGGAGGAGAAAGGGUCGAAGGAUAUUCUGUUUCUUUCUCGAGGGCAGGCUGUUUCCUUCCAUCUUUCCCACGCAUAUGCCCAGUAAAUCCUCUCUUUGUGGUUUUGGUGCCGUUUGUGUUGUUUAGGUUUGCUCUUUGUUGUUGAGGGAGGUAGCUAGGGCCCUAAAGUGCUGCACAUUCAUCGAGGGUUUGAAGCUUCCUUAUGAGCUCUUUGGUUGUUUCAGUCUGAGAUCUGGAAAUGGGACUGAAGGUUGAGCUGGUUAUGCAUAUUAAUGGGUGAAUCCGGGUAUCUAUUGGCUUUUGGAUUUUGGGCUUCAAAAUGCAACCUUGGUGGUUAACUUGAAAAGGGGUUGCAGCCUGUGGCGGUUGGUGACGUUUCCUUUGAGCCUUCACAAAUCUUCAUCUUUCAACCUCUGGAAUUGGCAUGGCUUCUGAGCUGAAAGAGGCAAACUUGGUGGGAAUAUCAAGGAGGGUUUGCAUCUCUCUGUGGUGAUCUGUGCCCUUUUUUAAGAUUACUGCAUCUGGGUCUUUGAAGCAUUCCGAAUUUUUGGCAAGAUUUUUUGAGCGUACUCGGCGAUAAAACUGGUGGGGUUAGUAGUGCUUUUGGGUCUUUGCAAGCUUCUCAGAGGAACAGUUUUGUGUCUGUCUCUUGGAUUCGUACUUGAAGGAUAGACGAAGCUAUGAUUGAUCAGUUCAUCAAUUUUGUCAUUAGGCCUCCCAGGGCAGACUAUAAUCCUGAUCAGUACUUGUGGGAAAAAGAUUUCACACUUGCAGGCAGAUCUUACAAGAGACAAGACUUGGAGCUUACAAACCAAAGGGGCCACACUUUGAGGUGUAGUCAUUAUGUGCCUGCAACUUUCCCCGAAGAUACGCCUCUUCCUUGUGUUAUAUACUGCCAUGGAAACAGCGGGUGUAGGGCUGAUGCAAAUGAAGCUGCUGUUAUACUUCUUCCAUCAAAUAUCACAGUUUUCACCCUUGAUUUCUCGGGUUCAGGCUUAUCGGAUGGUGAAUACGUGAGCCUUGGUUGGCAUGAGAAAGAUGACCUUAAGGUUGUGGUGUCAUAUUUGAGAAGCAAUAUGCAAAUAUCAAGAAUAGGACUAUGGGGACGUUCGAUGGGUGCAGUGACAAGCAUUCUCUAUGGAGCAGAAGACCCUUCGAUAGCUGGGAUGGUGUUGGAUAGCGCCUUUUCAAACUUAUUUGAUCUGAUGAUGGAACUUGCGGAUGUCUAUAAAAUCCGAGUUCCCAAGUUCACUGUAAAGAUGGCUGUUCAAUAUAUGCGGCGUGUGAUUCAAAAGAGGGCCAAGUUUGAUAUCAUGCAUCUCAACUGUUUACAGGUUGCACCUAAAACAUUUAUUCCUGCUCUAUUUGGACACGCAAGUGAUGACAAAUUUAUUCAACCUCAUCAUUCCGAUCUCAUCAUCAAUGCAUAUGCGGGUGACAAAAACAUAAUAAAAUUUGAUGGUGACCACAACUCCUCUCGACCACAGUUCUAUUAUGAUUCAGUUUCCAUAUUCUUCUACAACGUCCUUCGACCUCCGUUAGUGCCUAAUCCACAUCUAAAGAAGGCUGAGAAGUAUUACGACUUGGGUAACCUGAAGCUCAGUGCCAAUAUUAAUGAGGAUAAAACGAAUGACCAACAGAACGAGGAAUGUUGUUCCUUCACAAGCUCAAACCGAGGGAGCUGGGGAAGAUGCUCCUCUUUGGGUGGCAGCGAUGAGGAGCCCUCUGCAACUUGUCCCACUUCUAACAACCACCACCAGAAUGCUCUAGAUGUGCUUGCGACUCCACUACAUACCUUCCGACAAGUGUUGCCCAAGAGCCCGAAGGAUGGGAAGAAGAAGAAGAAAAAGAAGAAACAGAAGUCGCAGACAAACCCUGAAAAGCCCAAGCGAGAGAAGUUUGAGAAGCUAGAAGCCCUUAGCCGGCGGCUGCGUCUCUGCAUCCUAAAACGAAUCAACCAUCAGAGACAUCGCUCGUCGUGAUCUUCGACCAGUUACUCGACUCCACUCACAUGUAUUUGUCCAAAAAAAAAAAUCCUCUCCUGUAACUGUAAUCUUAUUCUCCUUUGCUUUUUUUUUUUAGUGUUUUUCGUUCGUUCUCUAGGCCUUUCAUUGUGUAAACUCUGGGUAGUCCAUCCUCGUCUCCAGUCCAGGAUGGGGGCUUGUAAAGAACAUAGUAGCUUAUUCCUGGCCUUCUGUUGUUUCCAUCUU